UCUCUGUCUCUCUCUAUAUAUACACAAACAAGUAGGCAUAUAAAUUACAAACAUCUGGAGAGCUAAAACUUAAUUGAUCAUCAUCGGCAACAACAUUAAUCUCAGUUUUUUUUUUGUUUUCCUUAAAAGUUAAAAUUGAUCAAUUUAGCAAUGUCUGAAAGAGGAAAGAUGAAGUCGGAGCCAAUGAAAGUUGUGUUCAUUAACACACAGUACGUUGAGACAGAUGCUCGUAGCUUCAAAAAUGUUGUUCAAGAACUCACAGGUAAAGAUGCCAUCGUGGCCGCCGGUCCUUUCGAGUCUCCCUCCCCUUCUGAUGGUCGUUGUUACGGUGGAGGUAAUAGUACUGGUGGAAAAACCAGACGGCCCUACGACGGCAGAGGAGUGGGGACAACUACGGAGUUUGAUAGGUUUUUCAAGGAGUUGCCUCCCAUGGAGGAACUGUACAAGCUAUGGUCUGAAGAUUGAGUCACUAAACUGAAUUAUAUGUUAAUGGUUUAAUCUUUUUUUGACAGCGACUUAAUCUUCCUUUUAUUCUCAAAUUCAAAUCUAUGGUUCAUCCAAGAUAAAGUUAAUCAUCUCCUUAAGUGGAUUGUCAUUCUGAGAUUAGUGAUUAUAGGUCUUGUUGAGAUUGUGAA
Messenger RNA from Raphanus sativus (radish), 635 nucleotides. RefSeq names its product VQ motif-containing protein 10-like. The transcript has a single exon. The record is from RefSeq and is a predicted model, not a curated record. Lineage: Eukaryota; Viridiplantae; Streptophyta; Magnoliopsida; Brassicales; Brassicaceae. The coding region runs from base 151 to 465 and encodes 104 amino acids.